Messenger RNA from Chanos chanos (milkfish), 2480 nucleotides. It is a transcript of the gene zfx, whose product is annotated as zinc finger protein X-linked. Gene Ontology annotation, biological process: regulation of cytokine production; negative regulation of transcription by RNA polymerase II; regulation of immune system process. The record is from RefSeq and is a predicted model, not a curated record. Lineage: Eukaryota; Metazoa; Chordata; Actinopteri; Gonorynchiformes; Chanidae. The transcript is spliced from 8 exons. Gene Ontology annotation, cellular component: nucleus; nucleoplasm. Bases 113 to 2290 code for a protein of 725 amino acids. Gene Ontology annotation, molecular function: RNA polymerase II cis-regulatory region sequence-specific DNA binding; DNA-binding transcription repressor activity, RNA polymerase II-specific; metal ion binding.
GUAAUUAUAGCCAAAUCCGGAAAGCAAGAAAACACGGCCCGAAUUCGAAGACAGGACGAUUUCCUCGAGCUUUUAGCGAAUGAAUAUACUAUGCAGAUGAGGAGUGGGUACAAUGGAUGAAGAUGUGACAGCCCUGUCUAUCCACUCUGAAGAACCGAAGAUCACCUUCCGUGGAUCAGACGGCGAUGAGGACGAUGCUGUGGUCGUGGAGCUCCAGGAGACCGUGUUUGUCUCUGGUGCACAGGGAGAAAGCAUGUCGGUGCACAGUUUCGCUCCAGAUGAGCUGGUAAUCCAGGAUGCCAUCGAGGAUGUGGUGGCAGAAUACGUGCAGUGCACUGAUGAGGAGGGGCUAAGGGCCAUCCCCGUGGAAACCUGUGUGAUGUCACCUGAGGAGGUGGCUUUGGAAGACGAGGGGCUGCAGGUCGACGUGGCUACGGACGGAAACGUCCAGGAAGACCCAGACGGCUGUGGAGACUACCUGAUGAUUUCCCUGGACGAAGCUGGCAAACUGGUCUCUGAUGAUGGUGCCAAGGUGACGGUCAAGGGUUUAGAAGAUCAGGUAGAAGUUGAGAAGGAUGAGGAGGGUCAAGAGGUCAUCAAGGUAUACAUCUUCAAAGCUGACUCAGGAGAGGAAGACUUGGGGGGCACCGUCGACAUCAGGGAAAAUGAGAUUGACGUUGAUGAGGGCGUGGAGUUGGUGGACUCUUCGGGUCUGCCCAUUCGAGAGAAAAUGGUAUAUAUGUCAGUGGAUGAAGCCAAUCAGGGGCAGGAUGAUCUCAAUGUAGCUGAUAAGAUCUCUGAUGAGGUGUACAUGGAGGUGGUGGUGGGGGGUGAAGAGCCAGCAAUCCGUCAACGUCAAUACGAAAGUGCUUCACUUAACAAGGACUUUAUGCCUGUAACUUGGGCACCUGCAUACGACGGGGAGGAGAACACGGGCUCUGAGAACCGGAACGGAGCAGCCAGCGCUCUGCUACACAUCGACGAGUCGGACAUGAUUGACAAGUUGAACCGACAGCGGAGCAAGAGCAAGAACAAAAAACGCAAUGAGACUCGUCAAGUUCAGACAGCGAUCAUCAUUGGACCUUACGGCCAGCCUUUGACGGUGUAUCCCUGCAUGCUUUGCGGCAAAAAGUUCAAAUCACGUGGAUUUCUUAAACGCCACACCAAGAAUCACCAUCAGGAUAUGCUGAACAAGAAGAAGUACCAGUGCACAGACUGUGACUUCACCACCAACAAAAAGGCCAGUCUUCACAACCAUAUGGAGAUCCACACGCUGAGUAGCAAAGCCCCCUUUGAGUGUGAGAUAUGUGGUAAAGAGUUCCACCAGCAGGCGGCGCUGUUUUCUCACCGACUACAACACCAUCACCGAGAGUCCAAGCUCCAGAUCCCACCUCCCACCACCAAAAUGCACAAGUGCAAGUUCUGCGAUUACGAGACUGCAGAGCAGGGACUCCUUAACCGACACUUGCUGGCCGUACACAGCAAGAACUUCCCCCACAUUUGCGUAGAGUGCGGGAAGGGAUUCCGUCAUCCCUCGGAGCUGAAGAAGCACAUGAGGACUCACACAGGCGAAAAGCCCUACUCGUGCCUCUACUGCGACUACAAGUCGGCCGACUCAUCCAACCUGAAGACGCACGUGAAAACCAAGCACAGCAAAGAGAUGCCCUACAAGUGCGAGCGUUGCUUCCAGACGUUCGCGGAGCCUGAGGAGCUCAUGCAGCACGGACUGACGCACGAGGAGGCCAAGACGCACCAGUGCACCCACUGCGACCACAGGAGUUCCAACUCUAGCGACCUUAAACGUCACAUCAUUUCCGUGCACACCAAAGACUACCCGCACAAAUGCGCCGUGUGCGGCAAGGGCUUCCACCGGCCGUCGGAGCUCAAGAAGCACUCCGCCUCCCACAAGGCCAAGAAGCUCCACCAGUGCCGACACUGCAACUUCAAGAUCGCGGAUCCGUUCGUGCUCAGUAGGCACAUCCUGUCCGUUCACACCAAAGACAAACAGGCUUUCCCGGAUAAAGGGGGGGUCAAGAGGACAUUCGGGGCGGGUAAGAAGGUUUUGUCGGGCGGCGGCACAGCCAAGGUGCAGAGAGAGCGACGGGUCUACCAGUGUCAGUAUUGUGACUAUAGCACAGGCGAUGCCUCGGGUUUCAAGAGGCACGUGAUCUCCAUCCAUACCAAGGACUACCCACACCGCUGUGAGUUCUGCUCAAAGGGGUUCCGCAGACCCUCAGAGAAGAACCAGCACAUUAUGCGGCACCACAAAGACAUGGUGCCUCCGGUGUGACCCAGACGUCUUGCCAAACGUUCUCUUAGAAACUCCAAUCAGACAACCAGUGCCCUACUCAGCUGUACAAAGACCUACCUUUUCCUUAGUUUUGAUAUAACAAUAAUUGACACCCUUAUUAGUUCUGAAACUGAUACCUUGAAUGACUGUAGGAUAAAGUCUGAUUGUUGGGGGUUGAAUGCAGCGUAGA